GAACUUCGAAUCGAAUCCGAGCCAGCGAUCUCGCCUCUCCGUUGCACCCCCCUGUUCGCAAGCCAUUCUCUCUUUUCGAACCGCUCGUUUUCCCCCCCGUCGCUUUCCGAAACUCCAUCACCACCACCACCACCACCACCACCACCAACGCCGUCGUCGUCCCCGUCAUUAUCGUCCCCACGAAAAGUGUCGCCAACUUCCACGGGGCGACGAGGUGGGCGGUCGGGCCUGGCCCUCGACGCUCGAUCUUCCUUCGUCUUCACUUCACGGGUCAUUUCUUCCACUGGACUUGCUUUGUCUCUCGCACUUACUGCGGCAAACUGUUGCUAGGAUUGGGACUCCCCGCUUUUGUCGCGUACUGUAAAGCGGGGACAAAGGAAGCGACGGGCGCACAUAUCUUCUCCCACUUUCUUCCAUUCAUAUUAGGCUGGUGCGCACGUUGAGGGCCACUCGCUUUGCAACAUCAAUGGCUUGGGUCUGGAGCCGCGUGGGUUCUCUCUUGCCCUUUCACUACCUCCAUGUCAUCUUUCAGAAGGGAAGAAUGAAUGAGGUGGAGCUCGGUAGGCAUACUAUAAAGUCGCAUGGAGCGGCGCUUGCGAAGAAUCAUAUGCACGACUGGCUUAUAUUGCUGUUGCUCAUAGUCAUAGAGAUCCUCCUUUUCAUCAUCCAUCCGUUUUACCGCUUUGUGGGGAAAGAAAUGAUGACGGAUCUUAAAUAUCCAAUGAAAAGAAGCACGGUGCCUCUCUGGGCCGUUCCGGUGUAUGCUGUUCUGUUACCAAUUUUCGUCUUCCUUCUUGUCUACAUGCGUAGGAGGGAUGUUUAUGAUCUGCACCAUGGAAUUCUAGGGCUUUUGUAUUCCGUGCUAAUCACUGGGGUGAUGACAGAUGCAAUAAAGGAUGCGACUGGUCGGCCUCGACCAGACUUCUUUUGGCGUUGCUUUCCAAAUGGAACCGAAAUUUACGACAACUUGGGAAAUGUUGUGUGUCAUGGCAAUGAAUUGAUUAUAAGGGAAGGGUACAAGAGUUUCCCAAGUGGCCAUGCCUCCUGGUCCUUUGCUGGCUUAGGUUUUCUGUCGCUGUACUUAUGUGGCAAAAUUAGAGCGUUUGAUCGGAAAGGGCACAUAGCCAAGUUGUGCAUCAUUUUUCUUCCUCUGCUACUUGCGUCUCUUGUCGCGAUCUCACGAGUGGAUGACUAUUGGCACCACUGGCAAGAUGUUUUUGCGGCAGGUUUUUUAGGGCUCAUUGUAGCGACUUUCUGUUAUCAUCAAUUUUUUCCUCCACCAUAUGAUGACGAAGGAUGGGGCCCUUAUGCAUAUUUCCGAGCGUUGGAAGAUAUGCAUAGCAACUCAAACUCGGCCCAUCCCCUGAAUGGGAUCUCUGCACAGGCGAUGGAUGCUCAUGCCAUGAAUCUCCAGGGAAGACCCUAUGAAAGCCCGGUGUUUUUGCCUGAGGCUCGGGGGGAAAGAUCACCAUUUGAUGAUGUUGAAUUCGGGAGGAGAUGAUUUUGCAGGCGGGUUAAUGCAUCUGUACGUGUGGGUUGUGUAUAUAUGUUUCUAAAUGGAGAGAUCUUUGUGUGGUCAGAUUUAGCUAAAUCACAGAUGAUAGGUUAUAUGUUAACUGUGUACUUUAAGGAGCUGAGUCUGUGGGAGAUAGGGUAAAUCUCUGGAUGUCAUAUGCGUCAUAUGCCAAAGUUAUGGCUGCUUUAGAGAACCAUCCCAACCAAUUUCAAUGUAUUGUGGCUUUGAAACUUGUGUUGCCAAAUGCUCGUGCUAAACCA
This is a messenger RNA of Eucalyptus grandis, 1776 nucleotides long. Its product is annotated as putative lipid phosphate phosphatase 3, chloroplastic. The coding region runs from base 467 to 1501 and encodes 344 amino acids. NCBI's taxonomy places the organism in Eukaryota, Viridiplantae, Streptophyta, Magnoliopsida, Myrtales, Myrtaceae. Gene Ontology annotation, molecular function: phosphatidate phosphatase activity. Gene Ontology annotation, biological process: phospholipid metabolic process. The transcript is spliced from 8 exons. The record is from RefSeq and is a predicted model, not a curated record.